AUGUCUAAAGAAGCAGCGAAAGAUAGAUUUUUGAAUGUUUUCAAAGAGAUUGUCGAUGAAUUAACAGGCAUUCUUGUUUCCUAUAAAAUGCCUAAAGAGGCCAUCACUUGGUUUCAAAACAAUUUAAAUUACAAUACUCCUGGAGGAAAAUUGAACCGUGGAUUAUCAGUAGUUGACACAUAUGCGAUUUUGAACAACACCACAGCCGACAAAUUAGAUGAUGAAACCUACAGAAAGGUUGCUAUUUUGGGAUGGGCAAUUGAGUUAUUACAAGCUUAUUUUUUGGUUGCUGAUGAUAUGAUGGAUCAGUCCGAAACUCGAAGAGGACAACUAUGUUGGUACUUGAAUGAAGGCGUGGGAAUCAUAGCCAUUAACGACUCAUUUAUGUUAGAAGGUGCCAUUUACGAAAUUUUGAGAAGACAUUUUCGUAAGGAUUCGUAUUACGUGGAUUUGUUAGAUUUAUUUCAUGAAGUAACUUUCCAAACCGAAUUAGGCCAAUUGUUGGAUUUGGUAACUGCUGACGAGGACCAUGUCGAUUUGAGUAAGUUUUCCUUGGAAAAACAUUCAUUCAUUGUCAUCUUUAAGACAGCAUACUAUUCUUUUUACUUGCCUGUUGCCUUGGCCAUGUACAUGUCAGGAAUUAACGAUGAAAAGGAUUUGAAACAAGUUAAGGAUGUUUUGAUUCCUCUUGGUGAGUACUUUCAAAUUCAGGAUGACUAUUUGGACUGUUUCGGAACUCCCGAACAGAUUGGAAAGAUUGGAACCGAUAUUAAGGACAAUAAAUGUUCUUGGGUUGUAAAUCAAGCGUUAUUACAUGCAACUCCAGAACAAAGAAACUUGUUAGACAACAAUUACGGAAUGAAAGAUGACGAGUCAGAAGCCAAGUGUAAACAAUUGUUCAAAGACAUGGGUAUUGAAAAAAUUUACCAUGAAUACGAAGAAUCAAUUGUUCAAAAAUUAAGACAACAAAUUGAUCAAAUUGAUGAGUCAAGAGGCUUGAAAAAGGACGUCUUGACCGCAUUCUUGAAUAAAGUGUAUAAGAGAUCUAAAUAG
Lodderomyces parapsilosis is the source of this 1053-nucleotide messenger RNA. It is a transcript of the gene ERG20, whose product is annotated as bifunctional (2E,6E)-farnesyl diphosphate synthase/dimethylallyltranstransferase. Lineage: Eukaryota; Fungi; Ascomycota; Pichiomycetes; Serinales; Debaryomycetaceae. The transcript has a single exon. Gene Ontology annotation, cellular component: cytoplasm. Gene Ontology annotation, biological process: trans, trans-farnesyl diphosphate biosynthetic process. The record is from RefSeq and is a predicted model, not a curated record. Gene Ontology annotation, molecular function: dimethylallyltranstransferase activity; (2E,6E)-farnesyl diphosphate synthase activity. Bases 1 to 1053 code for a protein of 350 amino acids.